CGGGUCAGAGGUGAGGAAUGGGAGGCCUAAGCCGGCCUAGGUGAAUAACUGACGCGAGUUGUGCUCCCCCGCUGUGCCAGUCGGAAGAACCAGGCGCGGUUCGACCGGGUUUGCUGCCAUCGACCUGCGCUCCUCCUGCAGCCUGCAAGGCUCGGCGAUGGCACGGCUGCUUCCUGAAGCUGCAAAAGUGCUUUAGCCCCCAUUCCGCCUGCUCUUGAGCUCCGACACCCCGGGAAUCAGAAAAAGCACUAUCAUCUUAUGCCAAAAUGUCAGGGAUUGGAAAUAAAAGAGCAGCUGGAGAGCCUGGCACAUCCGUGCCUCCAGAGAAGAAGACAGCUGUUGAAGAUUCAGGGACCACCGUGGAAACAAUUAAGCUAGGGGGCGUCUCUUCAACGGAGGAGCUAGACAUUCGAACACUUCAAACCAAAAAUCGCAAGCUAGCAGAAAUGCUGGAUCAACGGCAGGCCAUUGAAGAUGAACUUCGUGAGCACAUUGAAAAACUGGAACGACGACAGGCCACUGAUGAUGCCUCACUGCUGAUUGUCAACCGGUACUGGAGUCAGUUUGAUGAAAACAUCCGUAUCAUCCUUAAACGUUAUGAUCUGGAACAGGGUUUGGGAGAUCUACUCACGGAGAGGAAAGCCCUUGUUGUGCCAGAACCGGAGCCUGAUUCUGAUAGCAAUCAGGAACGCAAAGAUGACCGAGAGAGAGGGGAAGGGCAAGAGCCAGCUUUCUCUUUCCUUGCUACUUUGGCCAGCAGUUCCAGUGAAGAGAUGGAAUCUCAGUUGCAGGAGCGUGUGGAGUCCUCUCGUCGAGCUGUGUCCCAGAUCGUGACUGUCUAUGAUAAAUUGCAAGAAAAAGUGGAGCUUUUAUCCCGGAAACUAAACAGUGGAGAUAAUCUGAUAGUGGAGGAAGCAGUGCAGGAGUUGAAUUCCUUCCUCGCACAAGAGAAUAUGAGGCUGCAGGAACUGACGGACCUCCUCCAGGAGAAGCACCGCACCAUGUCUCAGGAGUUCUCCAAGCUGCAGAGUAAAGUGGAAACAGCUGAGUCACGAGUGUCUGACCUGGAGACCAUGAUUGAUGACUUGCAGUGGGAUAUUGACAAAAUUCGAAAGAGGGAACAACGACUCAACCGGCACUUAGCAGAAGUCUUAGAACGGGUGAAUUCAAAAGGUUAUAAGGUAUAUGGAGCAGGGAGUAGUCUCUAUGGUGGCACAAUCACCAUCAAUGCCCGGAAGUUUGAGGAAAUGAAUGCAGAGCUUGAGGAGAACAAAGAGUUGGCUCAGAACCGCCACUGUGAGCUAGAGAAGCUCCGGCAAGACUUUGAGGAGGUCACCACACAGAAUGAAAAGUUGAAGGUGGAGUUGAGGAGUGCAGUGGAAGAAGUGGUUAAGGAAACUCCAGAAUAUCGCUGCAUGCAAUCGCAGUUUUCGGUCUUGUACAACGAGAGUCUUCAGUUGAAAGCACAUUUGGAUGAGGCUCGGACCCUGCUUCAUGGCACCCGGGGAACCCACCAGCGCCAGGUUGAACUCAUAGAGCGAGAUGAGGUUAGUCUUCAUAAGAAGUUGAGAACUGAAGUGAUCCAGCUGGAAGAUACGUUGGCUCAGGUCCGCAAGGAGUACGAAAUGCUGAGGAUAGAGUUUGAGCAGACCCUUGCUGCCAAUGAGCAAGCAGGCCCUAUAAACCGGGAAAUGCGCCACCUCAUCAGUAGCCUCCAGAAUCAUAAUCAUCAGCUGAAAGGGGAGGUCCUAAGAUAUAAGCGGAAAUUGAGAGAAGCCCAGUCUGACCUGAACAAGACACGUCUGCGCAGUGGCAGUGCCCUCCUGCAGUCUCAGUCUAGUACUGAGGAUGCUAAGGAUGAACCUUCAGAGCUAAAACAAGAUUCUGAGGACUUAUCCACCCAGUCCUCAGCAUCAAAGUCAUCUCAGGAAGAUGUCAAUGAAAUUAAGUCUAAACGGGAUGAAGAGGAGCGAGAACGAGAAAGAAGGGAGAAAGAAAGGGAGCGAGAAAGAGAAAGAGAGAAAGAGAAAGAGCGAGAACGAGAGAAACAGAAACUAAAAGAGUCAGAAAAAGAGAGAGAUUCUACUAAGGAUAAAGAGAAAGGGAAACAUGAUGAGGGAAGGAAAAAAGAAGCAGAAGUUAUCAAACAAUUGAAGAUCGAACUCAAGAAGGCACAAGAGAGCCAAAAGGAGAUGAAACUAUUGCUAGAUAUGUACCGCUCUGCCCCAAAGGAACAGAGAGACAAAGUUCAGCUAAUGGCAGCUGAGAAGAAGUCUAAGGCAGAGUUGGAAGAUCUAAGGCAAAGGCUCAAGGAUUUAGAGGACAAGGAGAAGAAAGAGAACAAGAAAAUGGCUGAUGAGGAUGCCUUGAGGAAGAUCCGUGCAGUAGAGGAACAGAUAGAAUACCUGCAGAAGAAGCUGGCCAUGGCCAAGCAGGAGGAAGAAGCUCUCCUUUCUGAGAUGGAUGUCACAGGCCAGGCCUUUGAAGACAUGCAGGAGCAAAAUAUCCGUUUGAUGCAGCAGUUGCGGGAGAAGGAUGAUGCAAAUUUCAAGCUCAUGUCAGAGCGUAUCAAGUCCAAUCAGAUCCACAAGUUGCUUAAAGAGGAGAAGGAGGAGCUAGCGGACCAGGUUUUGACUCUAAAGACUCAGGUUGAUGCACAGUUACAGGUAGUAAGGAAACUAGAAGAGAAGGAGCACCUGCUGCAGAGCAACAUCGGCACAGGGGAGAAGGAGUUGGGUCUUAGGACCCAAGCCUUGGAGAUGAAUAAACGCAAGGCAAUGGAGGCAGCUCAGCUUGCAGAUGACCUCAAAGCACAACUGGAGUUGGCUCAGAAGAAGCUUCAUGAUUUUCAGGAUGAGAUUGUAGAAAACAGUGUCACCAAAGAAAAGGAUAUGUUUAAUUUCAAACGAGCUCAGGAGGACAUCUCUAGACUUAGAAGGAAGCUGGAUACCACAAAGAAACCAGACAAUGUACCCAAGUGUGAUGAGAUUCUAAUGGAGGAGAUUAAGGAUUAUAAGGCACGACUGACCUGUCCAUGCUGCAACAUGCGUAAAAAGGAUGCUGUACUUACCAAGUGUUUUCACGUUUUCUGCUUUGAGUGUGUGAAGACACGCUAUGAUACUCGCCAGCGCAAAUGUCCCAAGUGUAAUGCUGCUUUUGGUGCCAAUGAUUUCCAUCGCAUAUACAUUGGUUGAUCCAAGUCAAGAGAAGAGGAGCUGACUAGACAAGCACUUACUUAUUAACCACCAAACUUCUACCUCUUCUCUUCUUGAUAGUCUGUCAACUCCCUUCCUCCACAGACUUUAUGUCCAGGCUCUCUGUCCUCCCCAACAGCUAGAUGACUUUAGGGAAAAAGACUGGUAAAUGUAAGUCUUGGGCUUUACAAUGAAUUAGAAACUACUCAUAUUUGUCUCCCUACCAGCUUUGUUUAUUUCCUGCUUUUAGACCUUUCAUCAUUAUCUUCUUUGGGCCCAUUCUGUACUCUUGUAUUGUUCCUCCUAAAGAAUUCCAGUUGAUAUUUUACAAAGAGUAGAAUAAUGAUAUUUUGGGGGUAGGGGUCACCUUUUGGAAGUAAGCUAUAUAUGGGCCCAAAAUUUUCUUGAUUUGGGUACUAUAUUUUUUCUAUACUUGGAUUAUAAUAUGGGUAUAAUUGUGCUACUCUUUCCUGGAUGGUUUGAGGACUUAAUGAAAGUAUAUCCAGGACAAUUCAAUCCAUUUCCCAUUUACUAGCAAAGUAGCUUCAAAGGCAUCUGGAUUUCUAAUUAAACUUAUUUAAGUUCUGAAAGUUCAGCUACUUAAACUCUUUAAAUUUCUUGAGGCCAGAAUAAUUUCAAACAGUAUAUCCCCUGUUGACUUCUAAUGAAAUAAAAAUUGGACAAGAUGAGGAAUGAGACUGAGAUGGUGAAGAAUCUUCUGGAUACUCUGGGAACUUGCUAAGAGAGCCUUGGUGAACUAUGAAUUACUCUCAUCCUCUCCACAGGAGUUGUUGUGAUCCCUCUUUUCCAGAAGAUUCUCUGUAAAGCUUCUGUAGAACUUUAUACCUCUAGCUUCAAUUAAAGCAGGAUUCAUUUUG
Castor canadensis (American beaver) is the source of this 4072-nucleotide messenger RNA. RefSeq names its product ring finger protein 20 (gene Rnf20). Gene Ontology annotation, molecular function: ubiquitin protein ligase activity; metal ion binding. NCBI's taxonomy places the organism in Eukaryota, Metazoa, Chordata, Mammalia, Rodentia, Castoridae. The record is from RefSeq and is a predicted model, not a curated record. Gene Ontology annotation, cellular component: HULC complex; nucleus.